UAGUAUCAUCAGGUGUCACUUCGUGGUGUGUUCUGCGAGACUUGUUUUCCGCAAAAUUCGUGAAAUAAGUUGUUAAAUCGAUUUAAAAAAUGUCUCUCUUUGGCUCUCUGAUGGGCGACAUGGAGGAUGACCCCUAUUUCGGGACCCAUAUGAACAUGAUGCGCCAAAUGAACACGAUGAUGAACUCCUUCUUCAGCGACCCUUUUGCUAUUGGAGGUUUUGGUGACUUUGACAGAGGCCAUCGAAGCAUUCACAACUCUCUCAUGCCUUUCUCCAUGCCAAUGAUGCCCAAUUUCAAUCGGUUACUAAGCGGCUCCUUGGAUUCCCUAGGGGGUUCUCUAGGGAGUUCUCUAGGAGGCUCCCUAGGGGGGCACAGUUACAGUUCCAGCACCGUUGUUAGUAUGUCGUCUGGUCCAGACGGACGGCCACAAGUGUACAAAGCAACGUCGAGCACACGCACUGCUCCUGGGGGCAUCAAAGAAACACAAAGAACUGUGACUGAUACAAGAUCUGGCACUAAAAAAAUGGCCAUCGGACAUCACAUUGGAGACCGCGCACACAUCAUCGAAAAAGAGCACAAUGUGCGCACUGGAGAUCGAGAGGAGAAACAAGACUUCAUCAAUCUGGAUGAAGAUGACGCUGAUGAUUUUAACAGAGAAUGGGAAACUAAGACGAGAAGCCGUUCAGAAAUUCCUAGAAUCAGUUCAGGAUCGAUGAGGAACCGACACUCAUACGGAAGUCCUGGUAGCAUGUUGGCCAUCACUGGAGGCCCAAGUAGACGUCGACAAAGACAGGCAACAGCGUUGGUUUCUCCGCGUAGAAGUAUACGAUCUUCACCGUUGACUGUUCCACAGUCCUCAUCAAGGUAUCAUCAGUAUUAGAAUGUAAAUAAGAAAUAUUCGCGAACUAUCACAAAACUCUUUGUCAUCCGCCAGGACUCCCUACAGUCCGCCUGGACAAACUCAAGGUCCACGAAAAAGUAAAAAUGUGAAGACAGUGUCUGGAUCACCACCUCCAGCGGAUUUAUAAAUCAUAAAUGUUACCAACGUAAUAAAUUUAAACGCUGUCUCAAUG
Messenger RNA from Zophobas morio, 1074 nucleotides. RefSeq names its product myeloid leukemia factor (gene Mlf). The transcript has 5 exons. The coding region runs from base 90 to 881 and encodes 263 amino acids. The record is from RefSeq and is a predicted model, not a curated record. NCBI's taxonomy places the organism in Eukaryota, Metazoa, Arthropoda, Insecta, Coleoptera, Tenebrionidae. Gene Ontology annotation, biological process: regulation of DNA-templated transcription. Gene Ontology annotation, cellular component: cytoplasm; nucleus.